AAUAAAAAAAAAAGAACGAUCCUCCUCCAGAUGAUGACCCAGGCCCAGGGCCAGCACCGGGACCUGAUCCAGAGUAUCGAGGGUCUGCCGGCCGCCCCCGGUCUCUCCCCUCUGGACCAGGAUCUGCUGAUGCUCAAGGCCACGUCGAUGGCGACCAUGAACUGCCUGAACGAGUGCCUGCACAUCCUGCACCUGCAGCAGGUGGCCAGGCAGAGAGGCUCCCUGGGAGGACCCACCAUCGAGUGGCUGGAGCCCAAGCUGCCCGACAUCCUGAAGAACGGCAGCAGCUCCCUGGGCAGCUUCACCACAGGGGAGGGUCAGCUGGAGGGGAGCCACCUGGAGCUCAGCAGCCCAGACUCCUGCAGCUUCUCUGGGGAACAGGAAGACAUAGACGCGGAGGAUGAGCUGGAGGACGCCUUCACAGACAAGGAGGAGGACCUGGGCGCCGUGGAGGAGGAGCGCAGCGUCAUCCUACACCUGCUGUCCCAGCUGAAGCUCGGCAUGGACCUCACACGGGUGGUCCUCCCCACCUUCAUCCUGGAGAAGCGCUCCCUGCUGGAGAUGUACGCCGACUUCAUGUCUCACCCCGACCUCUUUAUGGCCAUCACCGACGGCAGCAGCCCGGAGGACCGCAUGGUCCGGUUUGUGGAGUACUACCUCACCUCCUUCCACGAAGGCCGCAAGGGCGCCAUCGCCAAGAAGCCCUACAACCCCAUCAUCGGCGAGACCUUCCACUGCUCCUGGAAGGUUCCCAAGAAACCAGAGGCCGCCAAGGAGCCUUCACAGGGAGGCGCCGAGCCGCCCGCCCCCCAAGACCCUUACCAAGUGCGCUUUGUGGCGGAGCAGGUGUCCCAUCAUCCCCCUGUGUCCGGCUUUUACGCUGAAUGUCAGGAGAGGCGGAUGUGUGUGAACACGCACGUGUGGACCAAGAGCAAGUUCAUGGGAAUGUCCAUCGGAGUGUCCAUGAUAGGUGAAGGUUGUCUGCAUUUGCUGGAGCACGACGAGGAGUACACCUUCACGCUGCCCUGUGCUUACGCUCGCUCCAUCCUCACCGUUCCCUGGGUGGAACUUGGCGGCAAAGUCAACAUCAACUGCGUCAAGUCGGGUUAUUCAGCCGUCAUCACUUUCCAGACCAAACCCUUUUAUGGCGGUAAACUGCACAAAGUCACAGGGGAGGUGAAGCACAACACCACCAACGCGGUGGUGUGUCGCGUGCAGGGCGAGUGGAACGGCAUGUUGGAGUUCAGCUACACCAGCGGAGAGACGAGGGUGGUGGACGUCACCAAGCUGCCGGUAACGAGGAAGCUGGUUCGGCCGGUUGAGAAGCAGGGACCGACCGAAUCCAGGCGUCUGUGGCAGCACGUGACUGAGGCCCUGCGGCAGAAGGACAUCGACAAAGCCACGGAGCACAAGAGGAUUCUGGAGGAGCGGCAGCGGACGGAGGAGAGGCACCGCGCUGAGACUGAAACUGCCUGGAGGACCAGAUACUUUGACAGAGAGGGCGAAGGCUGGAUUUAUCACAAACCACUUUGGAAAAACUCUGCGUUCAAAUCCUAGUUUCUUCAGGAUGAGUCUCGGAUGCUGAUGUUGUAGAUUCAGGAAUGUGAGUGUGUGUGUGUGUGUUGGACGGUGAUGAAAGGAGAGCAUGACCUGCACUGGCGUACAGACGAAUGCAACACGGGGAGGCGGACGGAGAGACGGCGUCACUGGAGGUGUUCUCCGCUCUCUCGCCAUGUUCAAGAUGAAACCUCAACGUUUUGAUCAGUUUUCUUGUUUGUUUUUUUUAACGCUCCAAUGUCGGUGAAAACAUUGUCACGCUGGUCGGGGGACUCUUCUUACUUACGCAGCCUUAAGAUCGUCUGAUGAAUGAUACUCGUUCGUUUCUGCUGAUCGACCUGGAUCCGGUUCUUUUCUUUUCCUCGGCGGUGAAGUGACUUUCUGGGAGUUUCUUCCUGAAAAUACGAUGCGAGAUCAGAGAUCAAUCAAACUGACGGAAACUGAGAGAAAAUAAAAACCACUAACGUUCAUGCACCUGCCAACGAUAUCCUGAUCUCAAAGCACCGCUCAUCCCCUCGCCGCUCCCCGUCUCCAGCCUUUAUGCUAAGCUAAGCUAAGCGGCUACUUAAAUCAGCAACAAUCAUAAGCAGUUUAUAAACAAAUGGUUUGUAACACGACAUAAUGUCGUCGUUCGCAGGUUCAGUUCUUUUUUAGAAGAUGAGUUUUGUUUAGAGGCCGGUGUGUUAACGUAUAAUGAGCGUUUUAACAAUGUAAAAUAUUCCUUCAUCGUUAUUAACUGCUGUUCAAUGCCACUCGUUGAUAAACACAAAAUAUCCUUAACAUCAGCACGAUAGCUGUUAUAAACCACAAACUGUUAAUGUACUGCUUAUACAGGGGGGUUACACUGCCCCCUCACGAUUUCCGGUGGUACUGCUCCGUUGCUGUUUUGAUGCUGUGUGGAAUGGAGUCGCGCUGCGGCAGCGUCACGUGUGAAUCUUGUCGUAGACGAGCCGACAAAUAACAAAUCAGAAAGAGAUGAAGUCUCGUGUGAAGCUGAAGAUUAUUCUCGUCUUUCUCCCUCGUUUUAGUUUUGAUCUCUGUUCAAACUGAAGUUAAUGUUUGUUGUAAAAGCUUUUAACCAAAUUUACUUGUUUUGUGAUGCAAAUAAAUAUUUUCUUUGAAUGCGUGUUCAUCCCCCAUCUUUCGCUUUUAUUGCUCUUAUUUUUAGAGCCACUUUUUUUUUAAUCCAGAUGUUCUAACUCUCUUUUUCCAAAUCUAAAUUUUCACACUUUGAAAAUCCCCCCCGUUUAAAGUUUAAAGAAAAGUUCCUGAUUCUCCGCAGAAGGAGGAAGUCCGCUCUGCCACUGAGACGCUGCUCCCUAAGUUUCUGUGCCUUAUGCAAAAACUCUUUCUGUGUGUGUCUUCCAGCAAAGGAGCACAGUGUCCUCAUCACCUCUUUACCUGACAGAUGCAAAUGGCCGAUGUAUAAUUUGUGUGUGUGCGUGUGUUGGUUUUAUUUCUUUUUAAGAUUCAGUGCUCGGUGUUAGAAGGCGACUCAGCACUUUGACAUUUCUUGGUUUUGAAAUCUACUGGUUGUCUCGUUGGCCUAAGAGAUGCACUGACACUGAAGGAAACCCGAUGUUGUAGAAAAAUGGACAUGUGUGAUUAAAGGUAAAUAAAUUGCGUAUCAGUUGUACACAA
Molecule: messenger RNA, 3198 nt
Organism: Paralichthys olivaceus (Japanese flounder)
Lineage: Eukaryota; Metazoa; Chordata; Actinopteri; Pleuronectiformes; Paralichthyidae
Source: RefSeq, a predicted model, not a curated record